CGUAAAUAAGGCACCGCUAUCAGUUGUACAAAGCUAACAUGCAGACAUAUAAUUUUGUUCCACCGUCAACCGUGCAUAUGCCAAGUUGAUAAUUAGCUUUCAUUUCUUGAACGCUACUCUGUAAGGUGCAGGACGCACACACGAAAGCGCUUCGACGAUGGGGGUCAGGUUUUGUAUCACGGCGUUAUGUUUUCUGUUCAGUGGUAACCUUGCACAGGAGUUUUCGGAACCAUGUGAUGACCAAAUAUACUGUCAGGGGGAUCUUCUUAAAACCGUUCAACUCAACCACCUUAAUCCGGAUGAUAAAACCUUCGUCGAUUUGGCUUUAAAAUCCUCUCCGGAAGUCGUUAUGGCUAAUUUCGAGCUCCUUGACAUUGUUGGGGAUGUAGAUGGAGACGAUGCAAAGAUACAAUUGCUGAAAAAUUUUGUCGCCAACAACUUUGAAGACGGAACAGAAUUUGAGCCCUGGGUCCCAGGAGAUUGGAUAGACAAUCCUGAUUUUCUCAACAGUAUUUCUGACCCAGUAUUUAAAGAGUGGGCCCGAAGUCUUCAUGGGUUUUGGGAAGAAUUAGGUCGAAAAAUUAAGCCAGCAGUAAAUGGUAGUGAUCGCUACUCUAUGCAUUAUGUGUCACAUCCUGUCAUUAUUCCUGGAGGGCGCUUUAAGGAAUUUUACUACUGGGAUUCGUACUGGAUUCAGAAGGGGCUUCUUGUGUCUCAAAUGACCGACACCGUGCGUGGAAUGAUUGAAAAUUUUGUGGAAAUGGUGGAAAACUUGGGAUAUAUUCCUAAUGGUGGUAGGAUCUACUAUGAGCGAAGUCAACCACCACUGUUUAUCCCGAUGGUUAAAAAUUACUACGAUGUCACGAGAAAUAUAACUUUUCUAAGAAAUAACAUAAAAACAAUGGAAAAGGAAUUCAAAUUUUUCAUGGAGCAAAGAAACGUUACUUUUCAAGUUGGUGGGCGUAAUUAUACUAUGGCCAGAUAUAAUGUGCAUCUGAAAAGUCCUAGACCAGAAUCUUACAGCAAGGACUACGAGUUAGUUGAACCAUUAAACCUCACAAGCAAUGAGAAGGACAUUUUGUAUGCAAAUUUGAAAACUGGUGCAGAAUCUGGAUGGGACUUUUCAUCUCGGUGGUUUGUCGCCGAGGGGAACUCUGAAGCCAACUUAUCUCACACGAAAACAAGAGAUAUCAUCCCAGUGGAUUUAAAUGGAUUUUUAUACUGGAAUGCCGUCAUUUUGAAAUUUGACUUGUCGUUUUUAUCGGUGUAUGCAUACAUACAACAGAUUACUGAGGACUGUACUGAAACCCCACAAUAUUACACUGACAAAGCGACAGAAUGGAAAACGGCGAUUCAUGAUGUGCUUUGGGAUGAAGAAACUGGAUCCUGGUUCGAUUAUGACUACAUCAGAGGAAAUCUUCGCAAAGAAUUCUUUGCAACGAACGUUGUCCCUCUUUGGGUAAACGCCCAUCAUAAUGACUCCGCUAUUCCCAAAAUAUUUCAGUACUACAUUGAUAGUAAAGCUACGACUUUUCCCGGAGGAAUUCCUGCAUCCAUGAAGCAAACAGGAGAACAGUGGGAUUUCCCAAACGGGUGGCCCCCACUUAAUCAUAUGGUUGUCGAAGCAUUCGAGUAUUCUGGACAUCAAGCUGCAAAAGAUUUAGCAUUUGAUUUGGCAGAAAGAUGGACAAGGACAAACUACUUGGCCUACGAAAAAUAUAACAAUACUAUGUUUGAAAAAUAUGACGUGACUUGCCUUGGAUGCGCUGGUGGGGGUGGAGAAUAUGCAGUCGUUGUGGGAUUUGGUUGGACGAAUGGCGUAAUUUUAGAUUUUUUGAAAAUGUACGGAAACCGCAUGACACUGCCAGAAACAACUCAACCAACGACAUCAACGUUGCCUCCAACGACAACAUCAAACACCUCCUCAAAUAUUCCUCUUGGUGUAUUAACAUUGGUUGUUUUGUGCUUAUAUAUGAUUAAAUUAACCAAUUGAUUGGAAUUCUUAAAUUCAGUAAAACUGGCACUAAUUUCAUUCAUCAUCGUGAAAAGCACCCCACAUUUUUAGGAGCCGUGAUAGCUCUGAGGAAUAGUUGGGUCGCUCUGGUUCGGAGGUCUCAGCAACACGUCAUGUGAGCGAGGGCGACUGACAGGUUGAGUGGUGGUGGCGGUGUUGUGUUCAACUUGUCUGCUGAGAUGAGAAAUGUUGAGACACGGUAUCGAAUGUGAGUGAGCAAGUAAACAUGCUCGGCUGGAUUUCAACUCAACCUCUGUCCGGGACUGAGACGAGAUUUUCGCUCUCGGGAAUUUUUUUUAAUCAAUUGUUUUAAAGUCAAUACUUAAAAAACCGUCUACAUUUUCAAACCCCACCCCCACUACUACACCCUGUGCUGGGUGACAAGAGGUAAUUAUUUAUUUUCAAUUCCAAUAGUUGGAUAUUUCUCAUUUCUCAUUUUUUCUCAUUUUUUCGCAACAUUUCUCAUUCCGUCUCGUUCCGUCUUACUUGCAGAUUUGGUAUAAUGACUUCAAAUAGAGAUGAGUUGGAUGAAGGAGACUUGGACUUGAGUUUCGAAUUUCAAGGAAACCGAUAUUUCACGAUCGACGAAUAUAUGGAACAGUGUAGAGCCCAACGUGUACCCCUCGCCUCCAUGACCACUGACUCAUCAACGUUAGGCGAUAAGGAGAAUCGGAGUGACGUCGACGACUGCGUUAAACUAGGUAAACUAAUGUGCAGUUUUCCAACAAUUGGACAAUAAUAACUAAUUAAUAAUUUCCCCUCUUCACCAUCAGGUCCGGAGCGAGAUGUAUCGUCGUCAUCCCG
Messenger RNA from Folsomia candida, 2818 nucleotides. Its product is annotated as trehalase-like. The coding region runs from base 158 to 1993 and encodes 611 amino acids. The transcript has 10 exons. Gene Ontology annotation, biological process: trehalose catabolic process. NCBI's taxonomy places the organism in Eukaryota, Metazoa, Arthropoda, Collembola, Entomobryomorpha, Isotomidae. The record is from RefSeq and is a predicted model, not a curated record. Gene Ontology annotation, molecular function: alpha,alpha-trehalase activity.